AUGGGCGAAGAAUUCGACGAGUUGGCAGACCAAGUGGCGAUUUUAUCGACAAAAUUGGUCACGGAAGUGGCCAAGUCGCUGGAGUUAGAGGAGUCGCUUGUACAGCUCAGAAAGGAAAACAGCCACUUGAAGAGUCAGGUUGGGAAGCUCUCUGAAGCAGCCAAGAGAACACAAAGUGCUGAGUCGCGUCUAAAAGAAUUGGAGGAGAAGCACCAAAAUUUGGAAAAGACACAUCAAGAGUUGGGGGAGAAGAACAGACAGCUAGAAGGAGAAGUGGAGGAUUUGACUGCUUCUUUGUUCACUGAUGCCAUGAAGAUGGUCAGUGAGGCUAGAGAGGAGAAAGAAAACUAUAUCAUCAAGAAUAGAAAGCUCAAUGAAGAGAUUGGGGAGAAGGACAGAAUCAUUGAUAAUCUCCAGGAACAAUUGCAAGAUUUAAAGGGUCUUUUCAUGAAGUUGGAAGACCAGCAACGAAGCUCGAAGCACGGCACGCCACAAUUGGAGCAUGGUUUUGAAGGAGACUCCAUGUCCAACCAGGGGGGCGACGAGUACACAUACUUGAUGUCCCAGCUUAUCUAUGCGCCACGCGUGAGAGCCAUCCGUUUUGACUUGGCCAACUAUCAGCAAGACUUCAAGGCAUUUGUUUUUCAGGUGAUUAAGCCCGACUUCACGUUUGACUUGACUUCGUUGAAGAACUUGAAGUACUUCCGCAAAAUAUGGCACGAAGAGCUCGAGCCGGCGCUUGGCUACGUCCCCAGUGUUUCCAACAAUCUCUUGAACAGAGUCUCCAAGGGAAAGACCUUUUGGACCUUGCUCGUGGAGGGAAAGGCAAUUAUUGAGCCCGUAAGUGGGGUCAACGAGACGUUCAAGUUGAACUACAGGGGGUUGAAGACAGGCGACGAAAAACCGGUCGCCAUGAAGGACCCAUGCACCUUCUGUGGAGAAAGCAAAGGUGACAGGCUUGAGCAUGCUCGCUUGUACACCCUCAAAUUAUAUGGGCCAGCUUCGGAAACCACGUUCACAGAAAAUUCGUCCACAACACUUAUAGGAGGAGAAGCACACGAAGUUAUUGGCACGUACCCGCUUUGCAACUUUUGUUUGGUAAAGCUCAGGGCGAUCUGCGAGUUCUUUGCCAAGCUUAGGUUGGUCCACGCCAACGUGUACAAGCUUCAGCAGAACAGUACCUUUGAUGAUUUGGCUGUUGUUUCUCAAUUCCAGUUCAAGAAGUACGACGACCGCACUAAUCACGAUAUCAAGAGGUACGUUAGCAAGAACGACGAGGCCAUUCUCCUCAAACUUUACUACCUCUUGCUCACGAUUCGAGCGAAGAUUUUCUGGAGCAAGAUUGGGUUCUGGGAUACUGAAGAGGACUCAGAGACCGUUACUGUGGACGAAGCACAUAUUGAGAUGUUUCAAAGAAUGGUUAGAGAAAACGUUGCCUUUGGAACAGACAAUCUAGAAGCAAUUGAGCGACCACAAAGUGUGAAUGGAUAUCAGUCGCCUAAGUCAGGUCAGAGAACGCCUAAGACAGUGGGGACGCCGAGAGCAAGUGUUAUUGCAAAAGAACAGACAGAGGAGGGUUCAGGAGACGAGGAAUUUGCUGACUCCAGUGCGUUCGCAGACGCCGAAACGCACGAGAGCCCCUUGCGGAGACGGAAGAGCAAGUCGAAGGCAUUCAAGGCGAAAAUUGACAAGGACUUGAGCUCGACAAUGAAGAUGUUGCAGGAAAGUCUCGAUGAGAACGAGAGGAGAGAGGAAGAGAAAAAGGAAGAGGAGAGAAGCGAAGUGGAGCGGGAGCAGCAGAAAAAGGACAAUGUAGAAGCCUCCAGUAAUGCUGAGGAACAGGACAAUAUUGAGGAAACAGAAGUGACGAAUCUAGAGAAGAGUGGAGACAAGACAGAGUAA
Candidozyma auris is the source of this 1902-nucleotide messenger RNA. It is a transcript of the gene SEC2, whose product is annotated as guanine nucleotide exchange factor SEC2. Bases 1 to 1902 code for a protein of 633 amino acids. The record is from RefSeq and is a predicted model, not a curated record. Gene Ontology annotation, biological process: exocytosis. Gene Ontology annotation, molecular function: guanyl-nucleotide exchange factor activity. Gene Ontology annotation, cellular component: Golgi to plasma membrane transport vesicle; cell tip. NCBI's taxonomy places the organism in Eukaryota, Fungi, Ascomycota, Pichiomycetes, Serinales, Metschnikowiaceae. The transcript has a single exon.